GCACCCCCCCUUCUAAUGAACAGGUUUGACUACUUUAGUAAUUUCCAUGAGUACAAAUCUUAAUGUUUAAGCAUAUAAUGAUAUUCUAGGGAAAUGUGUGCUUCUAAUUUUGAAAUGUUAUAACACUAACUUCUCUUAAGUAGUAACAAAACAAUUAUUCACUAUAUGGGAUUGUAUAUCAUUUAGGUCCAAUUUAUCUUAUUUAUUUGUACUUUUCCCACAAUGUUUUGGUUAAGCAAAUUCACAAUUUUUUGAAGCUUCACUACAGUAAAAAGACAUCAAUAAAGAACCUUUAUUAGUAGUAUAAAUGUUAUGUAAUCCUCUUAUUGCUUACCUCCUUUGACUCUCAUCACACAAUCAUGUGAAGAGUAAUGGUUCUAUAGAGCAAAUAAUGCUAAAUGACAAACACUUACCCUCUGAAAGCAGGUCUUCAAUUGAAUCGGUUUGAUUUAGUUUCUCUCAUCUGCCUUCCUAAAUUGUCAAAGUAAACCCACUCUCUAUCCAAUCAGAAAACAGAAGCUGAGCAUAUUGCUAAUUAAUUAUGUAAAACAGGAGGAGCUCUGUAGAGUUUAUAUACUGAUGUCUACACAGUAAAUCUACACAAUAAAGCCCUCUGAUAUUCUGAAGAGUUUGAAGAAGAAAUCAUCAGCAGCAGCGCUACAGCACCACAAUGAGUCAAAACAGCGUUCGUAUUGUUCUGGUGGGUAAAACAGGAGUCGGCAAGAGCGCCGCAGGAAACACUAUUCUCGGUGAGAAGGUGUUCAGUUCUGAAGCAAGAGCUGCAUCGAGCAAUAAACAGUGCAAAUCUGGAAAAACGAUAAUAAAUAACAGAGAGGUGCUUGUUGUGGACACUCCUGGUCUAUAUGACAGAAACCUGUCUAAUGAUGAAGUGAUGAAAGAGAUUGUUAAAUGCAUCCCUCUUGCAGCUCCAGGUCCUCACGUCUUCCUUCUCGUCCUUUCCAUCGGCCGCUUCACUGCAGAGGAAAAAAACACAGUUGCACUCAUCCAGAAAGUCUUUGGCACUAAGGCAACAGAACACAUGAUGGUCUUGUUCACCAGGGAAGACGAUCUUGAAGAGAAGACAAUUAAAGACUAUAUUUGCAAGACUCCAGAGAUAAAGGAUGUGAUUGACGCAUGUGAGGGCAGGUACCAUGCAUUUAACAACAGAGAGAAGGACUGUGCACAAGUCAGUCUCCUCAUGAGGAAGAUUGAAGCCAUGAUGACACACAAUCAAAACAGCUGUAUAACUACUUCAAAUGGCUAAUGAGCUCAACAAUACCAAGAAAACUGUGAAGGAAAAAGAUUAAAUCAUUGCUGAACUAGUAAAAAAAAAAAAACCAAAGCAACAAAAACAAAAAGAAACAAAGCAAAAAGAAGUAUACAGCUCAUAUUGUACCAUAGCAUAAGCUUGAGAUGUGAAUGAAGUCAGCAUAGCAGAGCACCAGGAACAGAAAAAGUCUAAUCAUUAAUGUAACAACAAACAAAGUAGAAAUAUAGUCAAAUCAUGUGUGUGUUUUUAUAACCUUUAUGUUUUUCUUUCUGCUUAUAAAGUAAUGGUUUACUUUAUUAUUAUUAACUUUGGGGCCUACUAAACUUUUAAUGUGUUUCUUGUACAAUGAAAUCAGAAAAUAAAAUCUGCGUUUUACACCA
Onychostoma macrolepis is the source of this 1650-nucleotide messenger RNA. Its product is annotated as GTPase IMAP family member 4-like. Gene Ontology annotation, molecular function: GTP binding. The coding region runs from base 671 to 1264 and encodes 197 amino acids. The record is from RefSeq and is a predicted model, not a curated record. The transcript has 2 exons. NCBI's taxonomy places the organism in Eukaryota, Metazoa, Chordata, Actinopteri, Cypriniformes, Cyprinidae.